Molecule: messenger RNA, 2823 nt
Organism: Carassius auratus (goldfish)
Lineage: Eukaryota; Metazoa; Chordata; Actinopteri; Cypriniformes; Cyprinidae
Product: gastrula zinc finger protein XlCGF7.1-like
Exons: 3
Coding region: 365-1060 (231 amino acids)
Biological process (GO): regulation of transcription by RNA polymerase II; embryo development
Cellular component (GO): nucleus
Molecular function (GO): RNA polymerase II transcription regulatory region sequence-specific DNA binding; DNA-binding transcription factor activity, RNA polymerase II-specific
Source: RefSeq, a predicted model, not a curated record
CAUGGCGGAUCACGUUCAUACUCAAAUUUGGCUGUAGAGUACGUACUAUUUUAGCGCUCGUUAAAUAAGAAUUUGUUGAAAUGAAGUACCUUCUCAUUGAGUAUGUAAUUUCGGACGCAGACGUACUCAAGAUUUGAAGCUUUUUUGAAGAUCCCGCCUCGCGGCGAUGACGUCAUCACCAGAGCGCGCUCUCUAGUCAGCGUGAGUCUCCUGAGGAGAGACAUUCAUGGCCAUUGAAGCUCCUCCAAUGACAAUUACACAUUUAGUAAUUUAGCAAUAAAUGCUAAAGUGAAGACGAGCAUUAAAUCAUCAGGAAGAUCUGAAAUCUGUAAAGACUGAGUUUAUUAAAGAGGACAGAGAGAAGAUGAGAGAUCCAGAACCCGGCAGAAUCAAACACACUGAAGAUACUCAAGAAGAAACAGAGUUGAUUGAAGAAGAUGAAGAAAAUGAAGAAUUCAGCGAAACCGAAAAGAAUAAUCAUGUCAAAAAUGGAGAACAACAUUUGAGUUGCUCUCAAACCAAACAGAGAGAUUUAAUGAAAAGAAAAGCCAAGAAAUCUUUCACCUGCACUCAGUGUGGAAAGAGUUUCUCAUUCAAACAUCAUCUUCUGCUUCACGUGAGAGUUCACACUGGAGAGAAACCAUUCACUUGUGAUCAAUGUGGGAAGAGUUUCACACGUUCAGAAAACCUUAAGGAUCACAUGAACAUCCACACUGGAGAGAAACCUCACAAGUGUUCACACUGUGACAAGAGAUUCAGUCGGUCAGGAGACAUGAACAGACACAAGGUAGUCCACACAGGAGAGAAACUGCACAUAUGUGAUCAGUGCGGGAAGAGUUUUGCACUAAAACAACAAUUUAAGGCACAUGUGAGAGUUCAUACUGGAGAGAAACCGUACAAGUGUUUAUACUGUAACAAGAGAUUCAGUCAGUCGGGAAACCUGAAGACACACAAGAGGAUCCACACUGGAGAGAAACCGUAUCACUGCACUGAAUGUGGGAAGUGUUUCAAUCAUUCAGUUUCUUUACACAGUCAUACAAAAAACAAUCACAGCAAGUAGAUCAUCUUCAGAUCAAGCACUUUCAGAUCUGAUGCAGCGUACUCAACCGAUGAGACACAAUAAUGCAUCGAGCAGUGAAAUAUCAUCUGGAUGAAUUCAAAAGCAGCAGAUUCAACUGUGAGAUUCAGAUCAACUCAAAGAUGGUGUUCCUCCCCAAAGAACAAUAUCACAGAUUAAUUAUUUUUCUUCAAUGUGCUUGCUUAUGCGUUUUAUAUUAUGUUCAGUUGCCUUAUAAUGCAAGUGUUCUGUACCAGCAAAGCUUUCAACACAACUGACCAAUCGAUAAGGCCCGCCCAAUCAGUGUGAAAACUUUGUUCCUAUAUUUUUUUUAAAUGUAUAAAUUCUGGCACAGAAUGGAGAGAAUGUUUUGAAACAUUUUGCUCAGUUUUGUUUGGGUUUAGAAAAUAGAAUAAAAUAAAUUCCAUUGCCUAUCCUCUCAGGAUACCUGGAAUCACUGUAACAAGUAUCCCAGGAACAUCGUUUUCCCAUGUUUCCAUCUACAGAUGUCCAACUUCUGCUCCCUGUGCAACUGAUACUCGACUGCCAUUGGCUCUUCUGCGCUCAAGGGAAGGGGUUUACCUGAAUAAUGGUAAUUGCCAAAGUCAUUAAUUUGUGUCGGUGUACUGGGACUAAAAUAAGUCUAACAAAUUAAUAAAUUCAAUCUGUGAUCCGUUUAUUUUAACCCUCCCUCAGUCAUGUCAUGGCCAAAGUUAUUUUUCAGCACAGUAUUUAAAUUAUGAUAAAUAUGAUAGUUUGAACCACAUACUGAAGCAGUCACAUGAUUUUCAGGCGAAUAAAGCUUUGCAUAUCAAAGAUCAUGUGCUUUUCUCAAAACGAAUCAAGUUCUGAUACAGUGCUUCAAUAUGAAAUGUGUUGUUUUUUUUGAUACAAGCUUCGUAACAUCUCUAGUGAGCUGUAGCAUAUUUUUCAUGAAGACAAGAAGAUUUUUUUCUAAGUUCUUGUUCAGGAAACGGAAGAAGAGGCUGUAACUUCUGUUUUUGAAAUAAAUAGUUGUUCUUCAUUUAUGAUGUAUUUAGAAAACUAGGGUUAGUAAUGCUUGUUCUCUGUAGAUGUUUGUUUCUACAUUUUCUGUUGAUAGAUAGUUUGGUUUAGUUAACUUUAGUUAGUGGGAGUUUUUGUUUUGUUUAGUUUUUAUUUAAGCAUCUCUCUCGCUGCUUCCUCUCCUCCAAUCUGCUCCCGUCCAUUAUUCAUUGAUUGUAUAUAUUAUAUUUACUACUUCAUCCCCUUUAACCUUUUCUUUCAAUACUUUUAUCUCCCUUUCUCCUCUCCCUCUCAGCUGCAAGGGCAUGCCUGCUUGAAGUUGGCUCCUCAACAGUCUGGUCCAGAGGGCUUUUUGGUGGACUAUUUCAUUCAGCCAUCUAUUCUGCAUAGCUCUGGGCCCAGUUCCCCGAUAAGAAGACUCGAAAGAUAUAUCUUACCAAAGUUGUUUAUGUUCCUAAGUGUGUUCCCAGAAGUGUCCCUUAGGAUGCUUCUUAACACGCUGCCUCUUACGUUCCACUUACUGGACACCACCAUGCUUACUCAUUUAUAGAUCUUAGCCAUUUAUACCCAAAUUGUUUGCCAGAUUGUAAUUAUCAAAAGUGAUUGCCAAUUUAAACGCUUUAAUGACAUUACCAAAUAGCCUAGGCUAAUUACCACCAUUUUAGUUCUGAUACCACAUAAAAUCGACUUCAUAAAUAGGCCUGUAUCAAUUGCGAACAUAUUUUAUUAUUAGUCUUAAAAUAUCCAUAACAUAAAAUCAU